AUGCUCACUGCUCAGGACUCUGAAACCGUGCAGCGGCACCCAGAGCCUGCAAUCCGACCUGCAGCAGAGGACGAGCACAACAUCAGCUCACCGAUACUACAAGCCAUCCUAAACCACAAAAACAUCCCAACCUCAGCUGCUCAGCCUUCUAUUACUUGUACGACCAUGCCGGGCGGCGACGGCUAUGUAACGAGUCCAACUGUUGUAGCGACGUCGGCGGAACUCCCUGCAAGAAGGAGUGGGAUUACCCCAGUGUCUCUCACCCAGACGUCAGACACAGGAAUGGCCCAAAAUGACGAACCCGGAGUUAAACCACAGUAUGUGCACCGUGCAAGUAGCUCUGAAGACCAAGAGAAUCUGAUCUCGGAAGACGAAGAAGAAGUCGAAUUCGUAUUAGAGGCAACUCCGGCUCCCUCAGACAAGGACGGAGCAACCAGUGAACGUCCCUCGCGUCCAGGCUCCGUGGCCGGGACACCAGGACGCAAUCGCAUCGUCGCUGGCCAGAGCCCCUCCCUUGUUGCCCGCUCAAACCUUGGCAUCUCCGAGGAGGGCGAACGUCCGUCCAAUGAACACUUUGGCAACGGCAUCACCUGCCGAUACUAUAAUAAGAGUCGGUGUGCAAAAGGCCACGAAUGUCCUUAUUCGCAUGCACCUGAUCUCUGCUCCCUACGCAGCCACCCAGAGGGGCGGAAUGUCUGUCUCUACUUCAUCCAUAACAACAAGUGCCGUUUUGCAGAACCUCAGUGCAACUAUUCUCAUAAAAAAGGGGAUCUACUACCGUGGGAUGAUGAAGAAAUUGAAAGACAGCUCGAAUUUAAGCUUGGCAUUCGCAAGGACGCGCUCCGUGCAGCCACCACCGCCAAGAAGACGAUGAAGCAGGACAAGUCGAGAGCCGCAAUGGCUUACGAGGAAAGGAAAAAGGCUCAGGAUCAGGCAAAGAUUCUCGCCAAGCCCGUCCAGCAGGCAGCCACCGUGCCUAUAAACAGCACAGACAAGCAAAGCAAACCUCGGAAUAGGUCGUCCUCUGGUGUUUCAUUGGGCAAGAAUUCGAAUACAUCGCAGGGUUCCAAGGCCAAAGAUUCCGCUCUGGCCAACCAAAGAGCUGAAAUCAAUCCAGUUGCUCCUACUAGGUUCGACGAAGGUAACACCGUCCCUAGCCAGGGAACGAGUGUACCUCUUAGUGGAGGCGUCUCGCUUGGCACCUCAUCCAAGACCAAGACCACCUACCCAGUGGCAGAGUUGCUGAAGAUAUCUGCCUCUUCUUCGCCCGACCUUGCCAAUCGAAUGCGAGCUGGUGCUACCAAGUCCAACUCUGAACCCUCCUCUGUAGGCCUUGGGGUCACGAGCACCUCUGGAUCGCAUGCAACGAGCAGCUCGGUCUCCGAAAGGACCUCUUCUCUUCUUGCAACGGAAAGUUCACAAUCUAUGAGCGAACAAAGCCCUCCGACGACGAAUUACAAGAGAAAACCCAACAAAAGGAAAUAUGCGCCUCCGUACACAAUUGGAGCGAAUAGUUAUCCUCGUUGGGAUCUCCCUCAAACUCUUGACAGGCUCCAACUCUUGCGCUUUGGUCAAUUGCGCUGGGAUUCGGGUGGAAACGGUUUGGGAGAUCAGAGCCUCGAAACCCUUCGCGCACUCGCCACUAUUCAAAUGGGCUUGAGAGCACCCCCUACAUCUCUGUCGCCCGCUCCACACUUUGAUGCACUCCGUUCCAUUGAUCCUGCCGUGAUGGGGUAUUACCCUGUCCCUUCUCUGAACUAUGGUAACGCGUUGGAUCAAGCAGCUCUUGAACAGCAACUCCAGCUCGAUUAUUUUGCUCGCUAUGGCCACGCUAGACUCGACUCUCGUACUCAAAUCAAGGAGCUUUUAUGGUUCAUUGUCGACGUUCAUGCCACUACACUAGAGUUUCGUUCAUCACCGUCAUCACCAGAAGACCUUGUAGGCGAAGCACUUGCACAAAUGAUUGACACAAAGACCAUUACACGAGAGGACAUCUUCCUCCAAACAAAGUUCACCCCUAUCGGAGGCCAGGACACUGCUCAGCCUCUUCCGUACAACCCAAAGGAUCCAGUGACUAAGCAAGACGAGGGAAAGGUCAAACACAUUGGGGUGAGCAAUACUUAUGAUGUUGGCACGUUGGAUGCGCUCGAGACGGUCGGUGGACGACGGGUUCAAGUUGUGCAGAAUCGAUGGUACAAAGGGAAUGGAUUCGACGCCGAAGUGGUUAAAUACUGCCUGGAGAAGGGCGUCCUCUACCAAACUCCAGAGUUAUUAAAUCACCCGACUGUGAAGGAGCUCGCAAAGCAGAAGAAUGCGACGCCUGCUCAGGUGGUGUAUAGGCUAGUGCAAAUCUGGGGCAUGGUACCGUUAGCGGGGAGUACAAACGAAGCAUAUAUGAAAGAUGGAGUGGAGACGGAAUUUAUACCACUUACCAAGGAGGAGAUUCCAGAUUCUAUUGAUCUCGCAAACCGAUGGAAGUAG
Serendipita indica DSM 11827 is the source of this 2481-nucleotide messenger RNA. NCBI's taxonomy places the organism in Eukaryota, Fungi, Basidiomycota, Agaricomycetes, Sebacinales, Serendipitaceae. The record is from the annotation of a GenBank genome assembly.